AGUACGAGGAAACAGUCGAGCUACAGCAGAACUGCUGAAGUUUUGCAAAAUGGUGUGGAUUGACUGAGAGAGAAAGCGAAAGAACGAAGCUUUUUCUUCCCCCCAAAGGAAAUGGAUGCAGCCGAAGCCCCUCUAUCGACCUCUCCAUCCCAAUCUAGUUUCAGCCAACAACGCCAUUUCUAUCAUGCUGUCGACAGACUAAAGUUCAAGAUGGAGACAUUAGUCGAUCUAUUGGGCAUGGCGGGCCGUCUUCCUUGCUUGCCAAUGGUGGUUUGUUGCAGCACCCGGGACGAGCUUGAUGCUGUUUACUCCGCCUUAUCAACCCUCUCCUACAUCUCUAUCUCUGCCGUGUACAGUGACCUCUCUGAGGCAGACAGAGCGCAGGUUUUUGCCACGUUUCGACAGGCUGUGAUGAGGUGGAAUCGUCAACCCAUGGCUCAACCACAAGAUGCAGGGAAUGGAGAAAAGGAAGAGAAGUCUCACAUGAUUGUUGUGACAGAUGCUUGCCUUCCUCUGGUUAACUCUGGGGAGUUACCUUUUAAUGCCCGUGUCUUGAUUAAUUAUGAGUUACCAACUAAAAAGGAAACGUAUAUGAGGCGCAUGGCUACUAGUUUGGCAGCAGAUGGAAUUGUGAUCAACAUGGUUGUUGGAGGUGAGGUUGUAGCGCUCAAAAACAUUGACGAAAACAGUGGCUUUCUAAUAGCAGAAAUGCCCAUAAAUAUUUUAGAGAUGCUGUGAAGAUUUCAGGCUGUUGGAAUGACAUAAAAUACACGCAUAACAGACUAGACAGUUACAGCCACAGGCCAGUGAUAGAAUUACCUUAAAAAGAACUUCAUUCUGUUUUAAAUUUGCGAUUCUCAUUGUAAGUACCCCGGGAAAGCAGCUUAAGUUUGACUAUUUUGAAACAUGAUAUGUGCAGUCUGCUCCACAGUGUUCCGGACAUGUUAAAAAGACGGAUUUUGGUGGGGACUCGAUGCAUGCUAGGAAAUAGGAUACUUUUCACAAAAAGAAAAAAGAAAAAGACAAGAUUGCAUGUCUUUGGAGCAGGAUUCUCGUUUCCUGUUUAUGGACAAAGACAUUUAUUUGAUCUGGUUUCAUGUUAUGGAGCAGGCUUUUGUGUUGCCUGUUUAUGGACAAAGACAUAUACUUGAAUUUGGUUUCAUGUUACGGAUCAGGCUUUGUGUUGCCUGUUUACUGACAAUGACGUUUUUUAGAACUUGGAAAUUUGUGACAUCUCGAGAUAUAUAUUAUUGACUUGAAUUGCUGCAAUAACAUUGCCUUGUUGGGUAGUAACUCUCUUUUCUUCCUAAUGACGGUUGAAGAAAGUUUGUAGAAAAGUUGAGCGAGCUGAAGCCAUUCCUUCUGGAGGGAAGAAGGGGGGACAGGUUAAGGAUAUAGUGCUAGCAAAUGGUCCCUAAGGUUUAUGAAGAAAGGUAGAUUGUGGAUUGGAUUCCACCCCUAAUUGGCAACACAACACACAAACACACACUCCAAAAAGGAAAACCAAUUAUUUGGUCUUUGGAUGUAUUGUGGUAUGUUAUACCUCACUUUAAAUAGGGAGGGAGACUGCUCUUCUCAGCAAGUGGAAUGCAAUGGAAUGUAAAAGGAAAAUGAUAGAUGUACCUGCUUACAUACUCAGAUUCUAUUGCAAGAAAAAAAGGAAAUGACGCCUCUAGGUAUUAGUCUAGUGGAUGAGAAGUUUCACUUCGUUCUAUGAACAUUUGGGUUAUGGGUUUGGGUUUUGCUCCUUGUGUGUCUUCUUUUACUCGCAUUUGACACUUACAGUCUGUUUGGUUCGUUGGAAAAUAUUUGAAGGGAAAUGGAAUUGAAAUCCAAGAAAAUGGAUUAUGUUUGGUUGGUGGAAAA
Ipomoea triloba (trilobed morning glory) is the source of this 1866-nucleotide messenger RNA. RefSeq names its product eukaryotic initiation factor 4A-I. The coding region runs from base 112 to 738 and encodes 208 amino acids. NCBI's taxonomy places the organism in Eukaryota, Viridiplantae, Streptophyta, Magnoliopsida, Solanales, Convolvulaceae. The record is from RefSeq and is a predicted model, not a curated record. The transcript has 8 exons.